AUGCUCGUUGAACUUAAAGCCUGUUUUAUGGAAGCCUACGACGAUAACCAAGAUGGCAAAAUCGAUAUUCGGGAGUUGGCCCAACUUCUUCCCAUGGAGGAAAACUUUCUCCUUCUGUUCAGGUUUGAUAACCCUCUAGAAUCGAGCGUCGAGUUUAUGAAGAUUUGGCGAGAAUACGAUACUGAUGGAAGUGGAUUCAUUGAAGCCGACGAGCUUAAGAAUUUCUUACGCGAUCUCUUGAAAGAGGCGAAAAAAAUAAACGACGUAUCCGAAGAUAAAUUAAUCGAGUACACCGAUACAAUGCUCCAAGUUUUUGACUCUAACAAAGACGGCAGACUUCAGCUUUCCGAAAUGGCGAAGCUUCUACCAGUGAAAGAAAAUUUUCUCUGCAGACAAGUGUUCAAGGGCGCCACUAAGCUCACUAAGGACGACAUCGAAAGAGUUUUUUCACUUUAUGACAGAGACAAUAACGGAUCUAUAGAAAAUGAAGAGUUAAAAGGAUUUCUCAAAGACCUCUUAGAAUUGGUAAAAAAGGACUACGACGCCCAAGACCUGCUCGAAUUCGAAGAGACCAUUCUCCAAGGCCUGGAAUACAGCAGUGAAGGGAAAAUAAGUAGAAAACAAUUGACAAUGAUACUUUUGGCUCUGGCGAAGCAUAAUCAAGAAGAAGAGCCGGCUACUCCAUAA
Pieris macdunnoughi is the source of this 687-nucleotide messenger RNA. Lineage: Eukaryota; Metazoa; Arthropoda; Insecta; Lepidoptera; Pieridae. The record is from the annotation of a GenBank genome assembly.